AUGACCUCGAAAGAGCGGCAACUUCCGUUCGGGAAGAUCGAGCCCAAUUCAGCGAAAUACUUCCUGAGUUGUACUCUGGGUGGAAUUGUCGCUUGUGGACCUACGCAUACAGCAGUUACACCUCUCGACCUCGUCAAAUGCCGUCGACAGGUAGACCCCAGCAUCUACACGUCCAAUCUCUCCGCAUGGCGCCAGAUCUUCUCCAAGGAAGGCCUGCGCGGGGUCUUCUUCGGCUGGUCGCCUACCUUCAUCGGAUACUCGUUCCAGGGCGCAGGCAAAUACGGUCUCUAUGAGUACUUCAAGUACCUGUACGGGGACCGCUUGUUCCCCAACAUGAACCGCACGGUGGUAUUCCUAGGCGCCAGCGCAUCAGCCGAGUUCUUCGCCGACAUGGCCCUCUGCCCGUUCGAAGCGAUCAAGGUGCGCAUGCAGACGACUUUGCCGCCGUAUGCGCAUAACCUGCGCGAAGGAUGGAGCAAGGUCGUGGCCAAAGAAGGGUUCGGGGGACUGUACAAGGGACUGUAUCCGCUCUGGGCGCGGCAGAUCCCUUACACCAUGACCAAGUUUGCUACCUUUGAGGAGAGCGUGAACAUGAUCUACAGGACGCUGGGGAGGCCCAAGGAGAGCUUCAACACACUGCAGCAGACGGGCGUUAGUUUCCUGGGAGGCUAUAUUGCCGGUAUCUUUUGCGCUAUCGUCAGCCAUCCUGCCGAUGUCAUGGUUAGCAAGUUGAAUGCGGAUCGCAAUGCCGGCGAGUCGGCAAUGGCGGCCGUGUCGCGAAUUUACGGCAAGGUCGGAUUCUCGGGCCUGUGGAACGGACUGCCAGUUCGGAUCGUAAUGCUCGGUACAUUGACCGGCUUCCAAUGGCUAAUUUAUGAUUCUUUCAAGGUGUUCCUGGGACUCCCGACCACUGGUGGUCAUUAA
Messenger RNA from Aspergillus lentulus, 924 nucleotides. Lineage: Eukaryota; Fungi; Ascomycota; Eurotiomycetes; Eurotiales; Aspergillaceae. The record is from RefSeq and is a predicted model, not a curated record.